Rotaria socialis is the source of this 981-nucleotide messenger RNA. The record is from the annotation of a GenBank genome assembly. NCBI's taxonomy places the organism in Eukaryota, Metazoa, Rotifera, Eurotatoria, Philodinida, Philodinidae.
AUGGAUAAACGUGCUGUUGAUAAUAGUAACAUAAUUGCAACAAAUAAUGAUGCAUGUCAGUGUAAACUCUACGCAAUUGAACGUGGAUAUUGGAAUGAUCCGUAUUUAAAAAUUCUCGCUGGUUCAAUACAACAAGAACGACGUACACCAGAAAUCAGUCUUGGCUAUUAUGUACGCGUUCAUGGUGUUCGUUAUUUAAUUGAAAAGUUUAUAAAACUAACGAAUAAUGAUUGUCAAAUAAUAAAUCUUGGCUGUGGUUUUGACACAACAGUAUUUUACUUAUUAGAUAAUGAAAAUCUUCGUUUUAAACAUUUUGUUGAUAUUGAUUUCGAAGAAAUCACUGAACUAAAAUCAAAUAAAAUUCAUCGUUUACCUUCUCUACGUAAUAAAUUACCAAUGGAUAAUAAAUCAUUGAAAAUUCCAUGCGGAUUUCAUUCAUCAUUAUAUACAAUUUUACCAGCUGAUCUACGUAAUACAACACAAUUAGAUAAUCAAUUAAAACUUCUUGCAACGAAUAGUAUUAUUGAUUUUACAAAACCAACAUUAUUCCUAAGUGAAUGUGUUUUAAUUUAUAUGUCAAAUGAACACUCAUUAAAUCUAUUAAAGUAUUUAUCUCAAACAUUUUCUCAAUGUUGUUUAUUUUUAAACUUCGAACAAAUUAAUAUGAACGAUCGUUUUGGAGAAAUUAUGUUUGAAAAUUUAAAACAACGUUCAUGUCAUUUAAUUGGUAUGGAAUCAUGUCAAUCAUUAAAUAGUCAAUGUGAACGAUAUAAAAAUACAAAUUAUACUUCAUCAUUUUGUUUAACAUUAAAUGAAUAUUAUAAAAAAUAUUUGAAUAUAAACGAAAAAAGACGAAUAGAAAGGAUCGAUGGAGGUUUAGAUGAAAAAGAAUUAUUAGAACAGUUAUUUGAACAUUAUUGCUUUUCAUGGGCAUAUCGAGAUGAAAAUAAUCUCGGUUUAAAUAAAAUAACAUUUGAAUAA